AUGUCUUUACUAAGAGAUUCAGAAUUAGAAGAAGUUCACAAAAAAAUUAUUGACAGUACAAUAGAAAAAUGUGGUAAAUUUUACAAUGCUAGAAUUCUUGAAGCUAUUAAGACAGGACAAGAAAUAGAAUCGAAAAAUAAGGAAACAGGAGAAACACAAAUAAACUUAAGUAAUAAUAAUGACUUAGAAGAUGAUGAAUUUGAAGAUGCAGAAGUUGAAGAAAAAGAAAUAACUGAAUUUGAAGAAAUAGUCGAAGAUGAUGAAGAAGAUGAGUUAAAUGAUUUAGAUAAUAUAUCAAUAAGCGACUUAAGUGACGUUGAUCCACCAACAAAUAAUAUCAUAAUAGGAGUUUGUGAUAAAAUAUCAAAACCUUGUGGUAGAAGGAAUACAAGUAACAAUUGGAAAAUUAGACUUAAAGGAGGAUUAAUGAAAGUUGAUGGUAAAGAAAUGUUUUUUCGUAGUUUACAAGGAGAAUUAGAAUUUUAA
Messenger RNA from Plasmodium gallinaceum, 486 nucleotides. RefSeq names its product conserved Plasmodium protein, unknown function. The transcript is spliced from 9 exons. NCBI's taxonomy places the organism in Eukaryota, Apicomplexa, Aconoidasida, Haemosporida, Plasmodiidae. Bases 1 to 486 code for a protein of 161 amino acids. The record is from RefSeq and is a predicted model, not a curated record. Gene Ontology annotation, biological process: transcription initiation at RNA polymerase II promoter. Gene Ontology annotation, cellular component: transcription factor TFIIA complex.